CUGUGCAGAGUGCCGUCGAACGGUUUAUGCGCAUUUUGUUCUUUUGCCGCAUGCGCACAGUUAAGAUGUCCAUCUAAAACAUGCGUCUGUUGUAGUGUUUAUACUGUUUAUAGCGUCCCGGCGUACUGUAGUGGUAGUGUCCAUACCGCCGUUUUCCAUGUAGCCUGCGUUUAGCCGCCAUUUAGGCUUUGUGUCUCUGGUGCAACGGUCAAGCGUCUGUGCGUCUGUGAGCUUCAUCGUUGUUCGUGCGGCCCGUCGGUUGUCGUAGCCGAUAAAGGCCAUAAUUUCAGUACGUCCAUUGACGUUUUGCUCAGCCGUUCACCGGUCUUAGUCCAUCGAAGUCAACGGAGUGCGAGAAAGAUCCCGGUUAGGUACUUAUAUAACCUUUGCGCCGACGGUGAAUACGACACGGUUGCUGCUGUUCCGACGGCAUAGUGAAGAAGGUCCGACAACGUAGUGUUGCAGACCGAUUGUUUACUAUCGUUUGAUUUUCCAUUGUCUGUUGUGUGUGGACGGUACUGAUUUGUUUGAGCAACGAACGUUUGUAAUAAUGAACAAUAUGGAAGAGAUGAACACUGAUGAUCAGCUUGUAACAAUUCAUUUUGAUGAUGAUGCAGAUGUCGAAUUGAACAAAUCGUAUUUAAUUGAACAUAGUGCAUAUUUUCAAGCUAUGUUCAGUGGAUAUUUUGUAGAAUCUCAAACAGGACACAGAAUACAUAUAAAGGAUAUAAGCUUUGAUGGUUUUAUGAAAGUCAUUAACAGUUUGCAAUCUAAUAAAGUAGUUUUCAAUGGCAUAGAAGAUAUACUCCUUAUACUGGAAGUAUCACAGCUUCUUCAGUUUUCUUUCAUAAUUUUUGAGUCUAUUAAAAUUAUUAAAGAAAAGUAUCUAUUUACAAAUCAUGCAAUAGAUAUAUUUCCAGAAGUUUCUAAGCUUGGAUUGCAGAAUUUAUUAGAUAAAUCACGUGCUUAUAUUUUAUAUAAUUUUACUACAAUAUUGAAAAAAAAUAAAUUUGGUUUCUUGAAACUAAAUGAAAGAGACUUACAAUCAUUGUUGAAUAGCAAUAGUUUGAAUGUGGCCAACGAAAAAGAUGUAUAUGAUUUAAUUAUUGAUUGGUGUUCUACAAACAAUGGUUACAAUUUUGAGUAUGAAUUGGCUGUUAGUUGUGUGCAUUUUAAUGUCAUGUCUAAAGAGGAAUUAGAAUGUUGUAUUUCAAAAACUAAAAAUUCAAUAUUACAAGACGUCAUCAAACCAUACAUAGAUAUAUCAAGAGAGAAUCAUGAUACAGUGUCUUUAAUUCGACCGAUAAGAUGUAUUCCUUAUGUUUUGUGUGCUGUUAAAAAUGAAGAUGAUGGCCAUGCUUUUAUCUACCGCUGGGACUGGAGUUCUAUGCAGUUUACAAAGUUUCUAAGAUUGGAUCCAUUGCCUCUUGAUACUACUGGAUAUCACGUGUUUAUUAAAGAUUUAGAUGUUUAUGUGUUGGCUGGAGAAAUUGCAUUUGGAAGAGGAAUGUGGAACAAGGAAGGAUGGAAGUAUAAUUUACUGACCGAAAAUUGGAAGAGAUUACAAGAUUUUCAUCCAUCCAGCAGACGCCACGGAGUUGGAUAUUUUUGUGGUGAUAAUUUGUAUUUAAUUGGAGGUCUUACAAAACAUAGAUUGCCAAAUCAAGUUAUCGAGCACUAUGGCUAUGAUAGCGUGAACGAUACACUAGUUCUAGUUAACAACACUGUAUGCCCAUAUUUUCAACAAAGAGCAAACAGAGUAUAUUAUACUAGUUUGGAGUACAAAGGUAACUUGGCAUUGAUAACUAAAGACAACGAACCAACAUGGUAUGACUUAAGUAUAAAUCCAUUUAACAAAGGAUCUUAUAAGUGGAGAAGACGCUUAAUUGAUUUAAAUGAAGUGGUGAUUUGUGCAACCGCUUUGGAUGAUAUUGUUUACAUGCUUACUUAUGACCAAAAGCGUGUUAUUAGUUUACACAGUUACUGCCCAAUGUUUGAAUGCUGCCAGAAGUUGAAAUCUUUUACUAUAAAAUAUGAUGAAGCUACUACUAUGUGUGCUUUUAAUGUUGAUAAAGCUAUGGUGUUUAAAAACGAUACUUUUGAAUAUUAUUCUGUUGAUAAUGACUACUUUAUAGAAUACAAAAUUCAAUUGAAUUCCUUUCAUUCUGACUAUUUAUUCAGUGUUCCUAUUUAUAUAAACAAAACAUAUUGAUUUAAUUCUAGUUAAGUUUUAUAAUUUAUAUUAUUUUCUUUAGUAUUAUCUAAGUUUAUGGAACUUUGUGAUGAUGCAGACUACUAAGUUAUAAUUUAUAUGUUGAACAUGAUUUAUUUUCUUUAUUAAUUAUCGUACAAAUUACAUUUUAAUUUUAAUUUUCAUUAAUUAUAUUUAUAUUCUUUUUAAACUUAAGUUAU
Rhopalosiphum maidis (corn leaf aphid) is the source of this 2412-nucleotide messenger RNA. RefSeq lists its product as uncharacterized. Lineage: Eukaryota; Metazoa; Arthropoda; Insecta; Hemiptera; Aphididae. The coding region runs from base 551 to 2212 and encodes 553 amino acids. The record is from RefSeq and is a predicted model, not a curated record. The transcript has 7 exons. Gene Ontology annotation, molecular function: protein binding.